CGGAAAACAGGAGGCUGGAUGUAGAGACGGAACCGGUGGAAAGGUUCAUGUCAGGAUCUGAAGACAAAGCAGGGCAGGUGGAAGUCCAGGCGGAAGUCCAGGCGGAAGUCCAGCAGAGCAUUGAGUCGUCUCUGCGCUGACGGAGUAAUUUGACAUUUUGGGAAAUGGGCUGAUUCUCUUUCUUGCCAAGAGAUGAGAUGGAAGAUCGAUCCGUCCCUGAUGUCUUCAGGGUGAAGAUGAAGCAGCGGAGGAAGAUAAAACGUGUCAGCCUGAAAAUGCAAAACAAACACUUUACUGUUCAGAGGAAAAUACUGUGGUGAAGGUUAAAAUCCAUGAGAUAAUUACUCUCUGACAGCUCAGUUAAAGAGCUGUUGUUGAAUCCUGACUCAUGAUAUCUCGUUAACACUCGUUAGCGUCUAAUAGAACACUAACACGGACUGACAGCAGCUCAUUGCACCACCAGGAGCCGCUAAAUAAACCUGUACUUUACUUCACUUACAGUAGAGAGCAGGAAGCAGUGGAGCCUGAUGGCCUCAGAUACCAUAUGAUCGUAUGUGACAUGUAUGUCUGGUGUCUGAACAUGCCUGAGGUCGGUCAUGUUUGUAGGACACGGCUCCAUGUAUGUAGCCUUUCUAUGAUCUGUCUGCUGGUGAUUUUACUCUGUCAACACUGCAGGUUUCAUCUGAUGUUCGCUGCAUCAUGGCUGCAAGCAGAACACAUGCCGCUUUUCAAGAGGCAAACCAUCAAAGCUAGCGUUAGCCAUAUUAGCACUGCUACCAUCAAAGCUAACGUUAGGCACAAUACUGCUACUACCAUCAAAGCUAACAUUAGCCACAUUACCACUACUACCAUCAAAGCUAACAUUAGCUUCAUUACUACUACUAACAUCAAAGGUAAUAUUAGCACUACUACCAUCAAAGCUAAUGUUUUCCAAAUUACUGCUACUAUCAAAACUAACGUCAGCCACAUUGCAGCUAUUAGGAUCAAAGCUAACGUUAGCCACAUUACUGCUACUAUCAAAGCUAAUGUUAGCCAUAUUACGGCUACUACCAUCAAAGCUAAUGUUUUCCAAAUUACUACUACUGUCAAAACUAACAUUAGCCACAUUGUAGCUAUUGCAAUCAAAGCUAAUGUUAGCCACAUUACUGCUACUAUCAAAGCUAAUGUUAGCCACAUUACUACUACUACCAUCAAAGCUAACAUUAGCAACAUUACUACUACUACCAUGAAAGCUAAUGUUAGCCACAUUACUACUACUCCCAUCAAAGCUAAUGUAAGCCAUAUUACUACUACUACCAUCAAAGCUAACAUUAGCCACAUUACUAUUGCUACUACCAUCAAAGCUAACAUUACCCACAUUCCUGCUACUACCAUCAAAGCUAACAUUAGCCAUGUUACUACUACUACCAUCAAAGCUAACAUUAGCCACAUUACUAUUGCUACUACCAUCAAAGCUAACAUUAGCCACAUUCCUGCUACUACCAUCAAAGCUAACGUUAGCCACAUUACUACAACUAACAUCAAAGCUAAUCUGGCCACAGAUUCUUUGUUUUCAUCUAAAAAAAAUUUAAAUGCUGCAAAAACAAACAUCUGAUGUGUUUCUGGGAUGUAAAACUAAUUAUAGCACUUUUUUGCCUGCCUGAAGUCAAUAAAACUCACACAAGUCUCUGUCGUGGUGCUCCCUUACUAGCUGAACUCCUGCAGGGCUC
Messenger RNA from Amphiprion ocellaris (clown anemonefish), 1709 nucleotides. RefSeq lists its product as uncharacterized. The transcript is spliced from 2 exons. Bases 545 to 1594 code for a protein of 349 amino acids. The record is from RefSeq and is a predicted model, not a curated record. Lineage: Eukaryota; Metazoa; Chordata; Actinopteri; Pomacentridae.